Gongylonema pulchrum is the source of this 414-nucleotide messenger RNA. The record is from the annotation of a GenBank genome assembly. Lineage: Eukaryota; Metazoa; Nematoda; Chromadorea; Rhabditida; Gongylonematidae.
AUGCCUAAGGCUCGAAAAGCUAAACAACGCUGUGUUUGCGGCGGAGGUGGCCUUUUUCGCGCCACUCUGGACUUUCCAACGACUACCCGCAACGGCCACCGAAGAGGCACAGAUUCGGGUACAAGAAGGCUGAAAAGCGCUUGUUGCCGGUGCAUACUGUCGAGACCAUCCUCAUUUCCGUCAUAUCGAUGCUCGUCGACCCCAACCACGAGUCGCCGGCCAACAUCGACGCCGCCUUACGUCCCUCAUUUGCUAACAGCUGCAAAAAGCGCACAGCACGCGUACAUUCACAGGUCCACCAGUAGUAGCAACCUUACAAGCAGCAAUUCACCACCCGAACAGGUGGAGGACUGGCUGUCCUACUGCCACGGCAAAGUUCUCGAUCUUUACAGAGGAGGGGGUGGCACUACUUGA